Molecule: messenger RNA, 1434 nt
Organism: Vicia villosa (hairy vetch)
Lineage: Eukaryota; Viridiplantae; Streptophyta; Magnoliopsida; Fabales; Fabaceae
Product: basic leucine zipper 34-like
Exons: 5
Coding region: 159-1007 (282 amino acids)
Biological process (GO): regulation of DNA-templated transcription
Molecular function (GO): DNA-binding transcription factor activity
Source: RefSeq, a predicted model, not a curated record
UUAUUCAUAAUUAACAAAUGGGGAGUCACCCAUUCCUCCCUGCAUCUCAUCUCAGUUCAUAGUAAAAGCAUCUCUAAGUAGUUUUGUCAGGAAUUACUUUGGAACGCAUUAAUCGAUCAAGGAUCAUACAUAUAUAUAUUAAUACAGCUGACAAAGAAAUGCAAAGUUCCAAUAGUGAACCAAAUUUGAGAGACCACUCUCAAUUUGAACAAACAUUUUCUUUACCUCCUAAAAGUAAAAUGAGUAGUAGUAAUAGAUAUGAUGAAAUAGGUGGAUCCUGUUUAGAUGGAUUAAUAUCAGAAUUAGGCGGAACGAGGCUUAAUCACCGGACAUAUUCGGAUAGCUUGUUAUCGGAGCCGCACCAGCACCAGCAGCAGGAUGUACCUUAUUGGUUGAAUGAUCUCCUUGAGGAUGACGACGAGCCUGAAGAGGGAGAGAAACCUCCUAGGAGUCAUAGAAGAUCAUCAAGUGACUCAAUAGCAUUCUUACAUAAUAGAAAUAUUCUUCUUCAAGAUUCUGAUAGGAAGGAACAUAUUAUUAAUGUAACAAACCCGCAACUCGCCUUUUUGCACCAACAACAUCCUAGAAUUGAUCCUUCGAAACGUGUCAGAAGGCAUUCAGCUCAACAGUACCGGGCGAGGAAAGUUCAAUACAUUGGAGAACUAGAAAGAAGUGUUCAAUCUUUACAGGCAGAAGGAUAUGAAGUUUCAGCAGAGCUUGAAUUUCUUGAUCAGCAAAACCUGAUAUUAGGUAUGGAGAACAGGGCCCUCAAACAACGUUUGGACAGUUUAUCUCAAGAACACUUCAUUAAAUGCUUGGAACAGGAAGUGCUUGAGAAAGAAAUCUCAAGGCUUAGAAAUCUUUAUCAACAACAACAACACAGGCAGCAGCAACAGCAGCAAAAACACAAUGGUAGAAAUCGAUCUAAACGUCAAGAUAUUGAUUCGUCAAUUGCCAAACUCUCGUUGAAGAAUAAGGGAACUGAGUCAUCACAGAAAGCCAUAUAGAUAGAUUCUCAAAAUAUGUAGUAACAUCACAGCAAAGUCAUCCAUAUAUAUAUAGUUUACAUUUUAUUCAAAUUGGUGUUGCCAUGUAUAUGUCUACAAUUAUGGACAAUAUUGGCCAUACAUUCACAGCAUAUAUGUCUUUCAACUUUUAAGUUGAGUAAAUUACAGGAUCAUUUAAUUCAAGCAAAAUUGAAGGAUAAAGUUCAAAAAGAACAUACACAUGUUCAUCAUAAAGACAAUGAUUAGAUCCAAUUUGGCUAAAGUCUAGCUAGCCAUCCUUUUCUCCUAUGAGUAGACAUAGCAAUAAACACUUCUCUCCAAUUAGAAUUCAUAAAUUUUUUCACAGCUUUCAUAUAAACGUCGUCGGUAACAUCUUCAAUCUCAUUAAGAACAGUCACACAGUUUUGUAAUUGAACAAGUGUAAUUU